AACUAGUACACGAAAGAAAAUCAAAUUUAGUAAAACACAUUCUAAGUUUAGUGCUUUCUUUCUUCAUCAUUGUAUUUUUAAACCUAAUCCAAAAUAUAGUAUUAUUUUUCAUAAUUUCUAAUUAUUUCCGAAACCUGAAACCGGAUUUCACGGACGGUUUGUUUACCGAACCGGGUCUCCGUCUGAGAUUGGUGGGGUCCACCUGAACUGAAUUCUGAAGCCGGAGAUGGAUCUACCUGCACACCAGCGUCCUUUAUUUUCGGACCGAGUAACCGUCAACGGCGCCGUCACGCCGCUUGCUCUUCUCGCCGACGGUAGGCUCUGGUGGUCGGAAGGGAUCCAACGCUGUCUCUCCCUCGAAAAAGAGGUCCUCGGAUUCGUCGCUAGUGGACCCUACAUCAAACUCAAGACGCUCGUGGAGGCUCGUGACGGUUGCUGCACCACCGGUGCCGCGGGCAGACUCGUUCCUAAUGACGUCGUUUUUAAACCCUCAUCGGAUGAAACACAUAGGCUCUGGUGUCAGAAGCUUCGCGAAUUUAUUGAUUCUCUUGGUCGACCUAAGAGGUUGCUGGUUUUUGUGAAUCCAUUUGGUGGGAAGAAAUCUGCUGUGAAGAUUUUCGCUGAACAAGUUAAACCUCUUUUUGAAGAUGCUCAAAUUCAACUCACUAUUCAAGAAACCAAACAUCAGCUACAUGCCAAGGAGGUUGCUUGUUCGCUUGAUAUAAAGAAGUAUGAUGGAAUUGUUUGUGUUAGUGGAGAUGGAAUCUUGGUUGAGGUUGUAAAUGGGCUUCUUCAAAGAGAGGAUUGGAAUACAGCAAUAAAGAUGCCCCUUGGAGUAGUUCCUGCAGGUACGGGAAAUGGCAUGGCAAAAUCUCUGCUUGAUUCAGUUGGCGAUCCUUGUGCAAUAUCCAAUGCCGUUCUUGCUAUUAUACGAGGCCAUAAGCGACAGCUUGAUGUGGCUACCAUCACACAAGGAGAAACCAGAUUUUUCAGUAUACUAAUGCUUGCAUGGGGUCUAAUUGCUGAUAUUGACAUCGAGUCUGAAAAGUAUCGGUGGAUGGGAAGUGCUCGUUUAGAUUUUUAUGCUCUCUGUAGAUUAUUCAAUUUGAGGCAAUACAAUGGACGCGUUUCGUUUGUGCCUGCACCUGGGUUUGAGUCUUAUGGGGAGUCUACCAGUUACCCUGCCAAAUCCACUAUCAAAGGUGACAGCAGUGAUCCAAGUGAAGGAGCACAUGUUAAUUUGCAAACACUUUAUUAUCAAGGACCUGAAAUAAACUUGGAAAAUAUGAAUUGGAGAGUUAUAAACGGACCCUUUAUUAGUGUCUGGCUUCACAAUGUACCUUGGGGAGCUGAAGACACAAUGGCAGCACCUGAUGCAAAGUUCUCUGAUGGUUAUCUGGACCUGAUCAUUUCGAAGAAUUGCCCAAAGUUACAUUUGUUGUCAAUGUUGUCAGGGUUGAGUAAUGGAGAACAUGUGAAAUCUCCGUAUGUCACGUAUCUGAAGGUGAAAGCUUUCAGUUUGGAACCUGGUUCACGCACCAAGGACCAAGAGAAGGAAGGGAUUAUAGAUUCAGAUGGCGAGGUUUUGGCAAGAGGGAAAGGAACCUACAAGUGUGAGCAGAAGGCUUUGAUGGCCUAUGAUAAAUUGCAGAUAACAGUGGAUAGAGGUUUAGCUACACUUUUUACCCCUUUAUGAUAUUUUUGGUUUAAUUAUUUUCGCGGGCACAUUCCACUCAAUGCAAUACCGUUACCGUUCACACGGUGGUAUGAACAUAACCUUCCAUGGGUUAUAGACAGAUCUUGUACAACAUCAGAUACAUCAGAUGUAUUGUAUAGCAAGUUUCCUUUGCAACAAGAAUUUGGCGAGGGUUAAAUUUUUUUGGAAUAUUAAUAAAGGAAAUAAUUUUAUCA
Messenger RNA from Lathyrus oleraceus (garden pea), 1911 nucleotides. Its product is annotated as sphingosine kinase 1. Gene Ontology annotation, molecular function: lipid kinase activity. Gene Ontology annotation, cellular component: membrane; cytoplasm; intracellular membrane-bounded organelle. Bases 227 to 1696 code for a protein of 489 amino acids. Gene Ontology annotation, biological process: phosphorylation; sphingosine biosynthetic process. The transcript has 10 exons. The record is from RefSeq and is a predicted model, not a curated record. NCBI's taxonomy places the organism in Eukaryota, Viridiplantae, Streptophyta, Magnoliopsida, Fabales, Fabaceae.